AUGACUCCCUUGUUUCCUCAUGCUCGGAGUCGGUACUUCUUUGUGUCUGAUACAGGAAAUCACCGCAUUUUGUUCCUGGAUGCCACAGACCACUCAAGUUUGAAGUACGUCGAGUCGUUUGGGGUGAUGGGUGAGGCCAGAAGUGACAGGACGGGCUUUCACUUUCCCGCGGGCAUUGCUGUCAUGGCACCAACAGUUGAGAGCUUCUUCGGACCUACGAUUGCGGCAGUGUUCGUGGCAGACCGUCACAACAACCGAAUCGUCAAACUUCGGCUGGCCUACAGGACGGACCCAAGUCAUCCAGCAUACAAGGGAGAGAUGCCAAGCCUUCUUUGGGGUGGGCAGUACUUCCGGGAUGUUACUGGAAUGAACUACAAUGAGAGUCUUCUGGAUCCUGUUGGUGUUUCCAUCUACAGGCACUUCAUCUUCGUGUGCGAGGCCGAAGGCAAUGCCAUCACGAUCCUAACGACAAACUAUGUGGCUCAUGAGGAGCUCAUCUAUGUCACGGAGCUCUAUCCCCCGCCGACGAUCCAGCUCACUGGUAGCUUUUCGACAACGGAGCAAGGCUACCUUUGGUUUGCGUAUGUCCGGCGCCCCUCGACACACGGGCUUGGAAGCAUCUACCUUCCGGAACCGAUUGUCGAGUCCCCGCCGGCCUCUUGGAUCGAGGAGUUCCGCACACAAUGCACCAAUGCCACCAUCUACAACACUUUCAUCAUGGCAAACUCCACGCUUUACGACGAGCACGUGCUUUACGUGCUGAAUGCUGCCCGCAUCAACUGGCGCUUUCCAUACAGGCCUGGUUUCCUGAGCAAGGACUCCUUCAACUUAACUGUGAUGUUCGAUCUGGUGCUUUGGAACGAGACUGUGUUGGAGGGUCAGAUGGAGUAUUGCCUCCCACCUCCACCUGCCACCACACCGCCCAUGCUGAGCGCCAAUGAAGAUGGCUGGAACACUCCGGGUGGCGGCAGCAUUCUUCUUACCGGGGGCUCGGCGCCUCAAGCCAUCGGUUGGACGGUGGUGACCAUCCUGAUUGGGCUCAUGCUGCUCGAGAACGUGUAG
Molecule: messenger RNA, 1062 nt
Organism: Symbiodinium natans
Lineage: Eukaryota; Dinophyceae; Suessiales; Symbiodiniaceae
Source: the annotation of a GenBank genome assembly